AUGUCGACUCAGAUUAUACUAGUCGAUGAUCGGGAUUCUAGACUGACUUACACAUCUGCUCCACAGGACAACUCCACUAGUAGCUGGUCACUAGAAGGAAAUGGACAGGAAUUCAACGAAACGGUCACCCAGACAGAUAGAGCACAAGCUAGCGUAAGUCUUUUGUUCAACGGGACUUCAGUCAGCGUCUGGGGAACAUUGAGCAGUACAAAGUUUGGCCCAGUGCAGACCUCAUAUCAGUUGGAUAACUUGCCCAUACAAAAUGUAACGAAUACAUCGACGAUGGAUGUUGACCAAUUUCAAGUGAUGUUCUACCAAUCCCCAGUACUUGAACCCGGUAUACACAGCCUGGUGAUUACCAAUAUGGUCAACGGUUCUCUCUUUCGUCUGGAUUUAUUGAAAAUAACGCCAGAUCAUGACAUUCUUUUCUCCAAUCCUCGAUCUUUGGCAUCUUCAAGCAACGCUGAUAACCUGGCUGUCGAAACUCCAACAUCAUUAGCUACUCCUUCCUUUACAGUAUCAACAUUAUCGGACACUGCUGGCACAACUUCAACGCAUAACAUCCUUGUCAAAAAUCAAAUAUUACCGUCUGCAAACGGAACUAAUAGUGCGGUUGUCGAAACUUCGAUAUCCUCCGCCAUAACAUCAACACUAUCGACUAGUCUCGACACAACAACAUCAACUCAUGACGUCCUUUUUACCAACCGAAUAUUGCCUUCUGCAAGCAACACAGGUGAUGUUGUUGUUGAAACACCGAUAUCUUCCUCCACAACAUCCACGACAUCAGUAUCGGCCGCUCUUGGCACAACAUCAGCCCAUGACAUCCUUAUUACCAAUCGAGUAUUGCCGCCGUCUGCGAGCAACACAGUCACUGAUGUUGUUGAGACACCGAUAUCUUCUUCCGCAACGUCAAUAUCGACCACUCUAGAUACAACAUUUGCCCACGAUGUCCUUUUUACCAACCGAAUAUUGCCUUCUGCAAGCAACACAGAUGAUGUCGUUGUCGAGACAUCGAUAUCUUCCUCCACAACAUCAGCCAUUGACGUCCUUUUUUCGAAUCGAAUAGUGCCGCAGUCUGCGAGCAGCACAAUCACUGACGUUGUCGAGACACCGAUAUCAUCUUCCACAACAUCAAUAUCGACUACUCUAGAUACAACAUCAGCCCACGACGUCCUUUUUAGCAAUCGAAUAUUGCCGUCUGCGAGCAACACAGACGAUGUCGUUGUCGAAACACCGAUAUCUUCCUCCACAAUAUCAGCCAUUGACGUCCUUUUUUCCAAUCGAAUAGUGCCGCCUGUUGUAAGCAACACUGAUAACGUGGUUGUCGAAACUCCGCCAACAUUCGCUACUCCUCCCACGACACCAACAUUAUCCGCCACUUUUUUGAUAACAACACCAAUAUCAUCUGCCAUUCUUUUCAUAGCACCAUCAACAACACCGGCCGUUUUUCUUACAGAUACAGCUACACCAUCGGACAUUAAUAUUAUCUCACUUUCAACGAUCAAUAGAGACUUGGUCUCUGUGGGUAACCUUCCAUCAACAACAGAUCAAGUUCUUUCAACUCUUUCAUUCCCUGCACAAGCCAUGGUUACCUUUCCGGGUGAUACACCUGCGUCGAGCAUUCCAUCAAUUCCCUUUGCUACUGGAACCAGGAAUGCCAACGUACCACCAUCCACCAUUCCUAUUAGCACUGCAACGAGCGACAGGGACGACAGAGGAACAGGAGGCGACGAGAUCUUUUCCUCGCUCAUGAGAACGGUCGCUUCUACCCCGGGCCCAGAGAACCGUAGACUCUCUGAUCAGGAGAAAUCGGGACUGGGUCCCGAAGGCACUCAACACCGUGAAUCCAAUAAUUCUUUCCGGCAUAAUGGUGUCCUUUCUGAUGAUCCAUUCGCAAGCUCUUAUGACACGGUGGAGCGAAGUACUUGGUCUCCCGAGCCCGAAGAGCCUCUUGCUCGUGGUUUUGGCAGAAUAAAAGGGUUUAAGCAAUCGUCAGCGAAGCACAACUCCGGAUUUCUCUUUCACCUGAACCCCGUUUAA
Psilocybe cubensis is the source of this 2040-nucleotide messenger RNA. RefSeq lists its product as uncharacterized. The coding region runs from base 1 to 2040 and encodes 679 amino acids. The record is from RefSeq and is a predicted model, not a curated record. NCBI's taxonomy places the organism in Eukaryota, Fungi, Basidiomycota, Agaricomycetes, Agaricales, Agrocybaceae. The transcript is spliced from 4 exons.